This is a messenger RNA of Porites lobata, 2727 nucleotides long. NCBI's taxonomy places the organism in Eukaryota, Metazoa, Cnidaria, Anthozoa, Scleractinia, Poritidae. The record is from the annotation of a GenBank genome assembly.
AUGUUACUUCAUACGGAGAACUCAACGUCGGUCGACUUCCGUUACGUUGACCAAAGCCAGCUUCGUGAACGCUUCCCAUGGGGUACAUCAGUAAAGACGUUUUUCCAGAUCGACCUCAGUGAAACCUAUAGGUUCAAAAUUACGGCUAUAGCUACUCAGGGAGGAGCGAACUUGAACAACUGGGUGAAGCGAUAUGGACUUCGCUUUUCCGUUGGUGCAAAGCCAGUUCAUUAUAGAGAAUAUGGGAUACAAAAGGUUAGAUAUAAUGAUAUCAUACAUGUAGACUUUCCAAACUUUAAUGCGCAUGAGAAGCCCCUGCUGAAAUUAUUUGCCUGUGAGACAGACUUUUUAUCCUUAACUUACUAUAGGAGGUUUGGCCAGCAAUACAGGGCGGGACAAUACAAGGCAAUGUUCAUUUGAUAUCUUUUACCAAACUAAUAGGAACAUCAAAUUCGUGCAAAUUUAGGCCAUUUUCAUUUUGACUACAACUACCAGAAUUCAUUUCGUUUUGGCUUUCUUAUUUAAGUUUGUCAAUCCCGCCGAGAAUUAAAGAACAAUAGUGUUAAUUUGCCGAAGAAAACAAAAAAUGAAGGAUUCUGGUAAUUGUAGUAAAAUGACGUCGUCGUGCAAUUGUCCUGUUAGAUAUCAAUUUACAGGGGGGUGAUAUAUAUCUCCUAUCCCCAUUCCAGGAAAAAAGAAAGGGAAAAGAAAAACAUUGCACCCAUUAGCCCAGAAUAUAUAUUGUUUUACGUGUAACGUUUUAUUUUUUAAACCUUUAAUUGUUAUUGAAAUGAAACAAGGCAGAUUAGGACCUGCGUAAGUGAAGUACACUUGUUAAGAGCAAAAGAGAAAAUCAGUAGCUGUACAAUCAAUUUAACGUUAUUAUAUAACUUUAGAUUCUUUCCGCAGUAAAGAAUUGUUUUGUUGUUGUUGUGGUGGUGGUUGUUUCUGAGAGGGUUGUUUGUUUCGACCGUGUAGUAACCUGUUCUUUUUAGGUACCUUUUCUCGUUGUUCUUUGUUUCUUUCCUUUUUUUAAGAUCAUAAAGGGGAAAGAAGACGCUCGCUCUGUAGUAAGAUACCAGUUCAAAGAACCGUUUGUUACCAAAACUUUACAAAUUUUCCCGGAUUUUGACAUCUCGCAGCCGGUUUACUUGAGAACAGAAGUAUAUGGAUGUCGUCCUACUCUUGGUAAUGGCAUUAUCUCAUUGUACUGACAGAGGGAUGAUUUGAUAAACAAUUAGUGGAUGAGGUCCGUCUGAUAUCCGGAAUAAUCAAGGAAUUAAGGUGGAGGUGGUGCUUGUGGCCGAGGCUGAUAUAACUUAAGUGGAUCUUGAUUAUUCCGGAUAUUACAAAAACCGAAUCUAAAUUGUUUUGUUAUACAUUGUUUCGAAAAGUUCACGACAAGUGACUCUUCCCACGAAACAAAGUUUGACAAUGCUCUUGGAGAAACUGAUUCCAUCAUUGCGCGCGCGUCCGACGGAUUAGUCGGUAUUUUGCUAGCAGCUGAAAAUUGACUAAUCUGUAGGUUGCUCUGAUUUCCAAACUUUAUUGUAGUCGUAGUGAGAGCCGUGCUAAAGUAAAUGAUGCAAGUUAAAUUGACAACAGAAUAUAUAUGGAAGGGGCAUGUAUUUAGUCUUGAUCAUAGUAUAGAUGUUCCCCAUGACCACUCACUGUCCCGGCAUUUUUAACAUAGAAUAUUUGGAUUUAUGUCACUAUCACAGCAAAUCCGUAACUUCCCAGCUACAACAAAAGUAUAACUAAACCAGACAGCGAAGGUCACGAGGAUCUCGUGACCUUUGUAUUGAGAUUAUAAUUUUAGUGUCAUGUUGUCGUUCUUUUCAAAGUAAAUUAUAUUUUGGACUUUAUUAAUCAAUAGACCAUUAUUUUACAGUUGUAGACUUAGUACCCGAGCCUUUGAGUGAAUGUGUGAGGCUGAGGAUGACCUUGUUUUGAUACAAACCUUUGCUUUGUUAUGAAAGUUGCUCUUGAAAAAUAGUACUUAGCAUAAGAGAAACGUGAUUUGCGUAAUAAAGCAGGAAGGUUUGUACAAAACAUGGUCAACUUCAGCCUCGCCUCCAUCCAUUACUGUAUAAUGGCCUGUUGUGACACUACGUACGUUAUGAUGUGUGUAUAACUUAUUCAGUCGUUUUAAAAGUAAACUACAGUGUAAAUUAGGCCUUUCAUUGAAUCUUGUGCGAGGAAUUUGUAAGUCACGUAAACCUAUAGUUUAAAGUAGCCGUUCAUUCAACUUUAUAGCUUUGAUGUUUCCCACAUUCAGAAAGUAAUUUGCGUCUGUUCUGGUUUUCUUUAGAUUGUAUCCUGGUUGGUUCAAAGUUUUGGGGACUGUGGUCGCAAAGAGAUCGCUCAAAUAAUUACUACAGGGCUUUUAUCUCAGGGAUAAAUGACACUCACAUUGAUUUCAUCUUGGAAUACAACAAUUAUUUCAAACAAGUAUACAAUCGGACUGAUCCAGUGCUUAUAAUAGAUAAAGAGCCAGAAAAGAGGGAAAUAUCAGUCAAUACAUCAGUUAUAGCUGUUCACAAACCUGAAAAGCCAGAGUGGUACCGAACUGGUAUCGUGAAGAAUACAGCUACUUCAGAAAUGGGUGAAUUCCUCGUGUCAGUUAGGUUUGAUAAUGGUGAUUUAAGACUGGUUCCUCUACCACAGCUUCGCUUAGUUAAAAGACCACGAUUUUGUCAAGUAAAGCAUGUAAUACAAGGUUUGUAA